Racocetra persica is the source of this 745-nucleotide messenger RNA. The record is from the annotation of a GenBank genome assembly. NCBI's taxonomy places the organism in Eukaryota, Fungi, Glomeromycota, Glomeromycetes, Diversisporales, Gigasporaceae.
AUGCUCUUAAAAGACGAAUGUGACAGUGAUGAUGAUCUUCAUGUGGGAUCAAAUUGUCGUUUUUUACAUUUUUCACAAGACAAAGCGGAAAUUAAACCAAGUGUUGAACAUAAAUACAGUCUUUCAAAAAUCGUUGAAAAAAAAGAUGACAAACAUUUUUUAUAUAUUAUUCAAAAUGCUGAAUUUGAUUUGACCCAAUUAAGGUUUGAAAAGGGAUUCAAGUUCAACAAAGAUGGUUCUGUAACAAUUGCACCCGUUCAAGCAUUCAAAAUUAAUUUCGAUGAAAUUAAGUUAAAAAAAAAAAUCGAGUCAUAUGAGAAAGUAUAUGAAUGCAAACACGAGGCAACCGCAGAAUGUAGACGGUCCCUUAUAUUUGAUGUAAAACUUUCGGCUGAUUAUUCAGAAUUAGUUUCUACUUCUAUUGGGUUAUCGCACGAAAAUUCAGAUCUGGUGCUUAAGCAAAACAUGAAACAUACUAUACAUUCGUAUGAAGGAGUAAUAAAAGGAGUAUUACCUAUUUUAGAUAAAAAUAUUGUUCUAGAAAAAAAUUUUGUUGAUGAUGUAGAAAAUGUGGUGAACAGUAACGCUACAAUUCAUGACAAGAUCAGUAAAUUUUGCGAAAUAUCACAAAAAUAUGGUCAUUUUUAUGCACGACGUCUUAUUUUGGGAGGUACCAUAAUAAGGGAUGAAGAAUAUACUAAAAACUCAGUUGAAAAUUCUAAGGACAAAACUACUAAAGUACAAG